Molecule: messenger RNA, 6582 nt
Organism: Brienomyrus brachyistius
Lineage: Eukaryota; Metazoa; Chordata; Actinopteri; Osteoglossiformes; Mormyridae
Gene: dennd5b
Product: DENN/MADD domain containing 5B
Exons: 22
Coding region: 665-4345 (1226 amino acids)
Molecular function (GO): small GTPase binding; guanyl-nucleotide exchange factor activity
Source: RefSeq, a predicted model, not a curated record
AUGACAGCUGACCUCUUCAGCUUUCACACACCCUGCAUUCUCAGAGGAAGUGAGAGAACAGCCCGGGUUGGGUGUCACCCUCGAGUUCCCUGCUCCUUGUCACGUCAGCCUGCACCUUUCUCCUGUCCGGGAAUGCCAUCUGAGCGCUAAUUAAUCCCCCGGAGACGCGGCUUUAACCGCGGAGCCCAAACGUCACUCAGCAGCAUAAUGCUCGAUAGAAGGCUAUCCAUAUUCAUGUUUAACCGAAAGUGAAAUAAAUUCAAUUAAGUUCGAAAGUAUUUAACCGGCUAAACAGCGGUGACUUGAGGUCAGCUCCUGCCAAAGCUUAAGUUAUUUUUUAAGUAAGAAAAGGACAUUUCUAAGGAAAAACAAGCAGGGUCUCCUCAGAUUGGUUCCAGUACUGGGUUUGUAGCGGUGGGCCUGACCGAUCGCUGUAAUGCAGCAGCCGUCACGUCCCUCAACCCGGGGGGCUGGUCCUGAGACGGCCGUCCCUGGGACCUCCAUGGAGAUAACGAGAGAGGAGCCUUAAUCCCAUCCCCAUGACUACCAUCACCAAGGGGAACACUUUGAGCAGAUCCCGCUGAAGAGGACCUUCAAGUCCAAAGUGCUGGCUCACUACCCGGAGAACAUUGAGUGGAACCCCUUUGACCAGGAUGCCGUCAACAUGCUCUGCAUGCCGAAGGGCCUGUCGUUCCGGACACAGCUGGACGGCCGCGAGCCUCGUUUCCACUCCUUCAUCAUCACCCGCGAGGACGGGUCCCGUACCUACGGCUUCGUCUACACCUUCUACGAGGAGGUGACCAGCCCGCAGAUCUGCGCAGCCAUGCAGACUCUCUACCAGAUGCAUCACGCGGAGCACACCUCCGCCGCCACGCCGACGGCCUCCGCCUCCUCGUCCUCCUCGUCUUCAUCCUCCAGCAUGGAUUCGCUGGCCAGCAGUCUGGACGAGACGGAUGGCUCCAGCCCGGGGAAGGGGACGCCGGUGGCGGGGGCAGCGUCGACGCCGUGCGAGGGCUGCUCGGGGGCGUAUGACGCGUCGCGCGACACGCUGUACGUCUCCAAGGCGCUGUGCCUCAUCACGCCCAUGCCCUUCAUGAACGCCUGCCGGCGCUUUCUGCGGCAGCUGCACCGAGCCGUCACCGCUACCCAGCCGCCCCCCCUGCCGUUGGAGAGCUACAUCCACAAUGUGCUCUACGAGGUGCCACUGCCCCCCCCCGGCCGCUCGCUCAAGUUCCACGGCGUCUACGAGCCCAUCCUGUGCCAGCGGCCCGGACCCGGAGAGCUACCCCUGGCCGACUUCCCCCUGGGGGAGGCCUUCCAGCUGCUGGGGGUGGAGAACCUGGUGCAGCUGUUCACCUGCGUGCUGCUGGAGAUGCAGAUCCUGCUCUACUCUGAAGAUUACCAGCGCCUGAUGACCGUCGCUGAGGGCAUCACUACCCUGCUCUUCCCCUUCCAGUGGCAGCACGUCUAUGUACCCAUCCUGCCCGCCUCCCUGCGGCAUUUCCUGGAUGCGCCCGUGCCCUACCUGAUGGGCCUGCAGUCCAGAGAAGGGAUGGACCGCUCCAAGCUGGAACUGCCUCAGGAGGCCAACCUCUGCUUCGUGGACGUCGAUAACCACUGCAUCGAGCUCCCGGAGGAUUUCCCCCAGUUUCCCAGUAAGGUGCAUUUAAUCCAGGAACUGAAUGAGGUGCUACUGCACUUUGGCCUGUCGCCUGAAGGGGGCGACCCGCUCAGCCCCACCCGUGGCCAGCUGAAGAGCCGGGCGCUGCACGACCUGGUGGACGACCGGCGGAACGGAAACCUCGGCGGCGAGGCGCUGGCGGUGCUGGAGCGGCUGCAGGACUUGGCCACGCGCACGGGCGUGACGGUGGGCCCCGUGGGGCCCUUAGAACGGGCAGGCGAGGCAGAGGGAGAGCCGUGGACCCGCAUCACCGGCCAGGAGGAGGAGCUGCUAGAAGCCCAGCUGACUGUGCAGCUGAGGGAGGUGUUUGCCAACCGCUUCGCCAACAUGUUUGCCGAUUACGAGGCCUUCGUCAUUCAGAGCGCCAACGACCUGGAGUCCUGGCUGACCAACCGCGAGCAAAUGCAUAACUUUGACAAGGCGUCCUUCCUGUCCGACCAGCCGGAGCCGCAUCUGCCUUUCCUGUCGCGCUUCAUCGAAACCCAGAUGUUCGCCAGCUUCAUCGACAACAAGAUCAUGUCUCAGUGGGAGGAGAAGGACCUGCAGCUGCGCGUGUUCGACGGCCGCAUCAACAAGAUGCGGAUGUAUGGCGUGCGGGCCCCCGGCAUGCGCUCCUCCGGGUACCAGCGCUGCACCAUCCUCCAGGACUCAGCCCAGGCCAUCGAGCAGAGGCUGAUGAAGAUCGACCACACGGCCAUCCACCCGCACCUGCUGGACAUGAAGAUUGGCCAGGGCAAGUACGAGCAGGGCUUCUUCCCCAAGCUGCAGGCCGACGUGCUGGCAGUGGGACCGACCAAUAACAACAGGUGGUUCAGUCGCACAGCUCCCCCUCAGCGCAGAAAGGAGCGGCAGCACAGGCAGCACACGGAGCACCUUGUGCUGGACAAUGACCUGAAAGAGAAAUACAUGCAGGAGGCACGCAGCCUCGGGAAAAGCCUGCGGCAGCCCAAACUCUCGGACCUCUCUCCCGCCGUCAUCGCCCAGACCAACUGGAAGUUCGUGGAGGGCCUGCUGAAGGAGUGCCGUGCAAAGACUAAGCGCAUGCUGGUGGAGAAGAUGGGCAAGGAGGCAGCGGAGCUGGGCCACGGCGAGGUCAGCAUCACCGGCUUGGAGGAGAACACGCUCAUCGCCAGUCUGUGCGACCUCCUGGAACGUAUCUGGAGUCACGGCCUGCAGGUCAAACAGGGCAAGUCUGCCCUGUGGUCCCACCUGCUACACUUCCAGGCGCGAGAGGAGAGGCUGGAGCUGCAGGCCGAGUCGCCAGUUUCUUAUGGGCCAGAACGGAGGAAGUCAGAAACGAGUGUGGGCUUGCCUUAUCUCAGAGUGUCGCUCAUGCAGGAUAUGAGGCACAUUCAGAACAUAAGCGAGAUCAAGACGGAAGUAGGCCGUGCUCGAGCCUGGAUCCGCUUGUCCCUGGAGAAGAAACAGCUCUCGCGGCACCUCAAACAGCUGCUCUGCAAUGUGACUUUAACAAAGAAGCUGUACAAGCGCUACGCCUUCCUCCGCUGCGAGGAGGAGAAGGAGCAGUUCCUCUAUCACCUCCUGUCCCUCAACGCUGUCGACUACUACUGCUUCACCGGAGUCUUCACCACCAUCGUGAUUCCGUACCAUGUGGUCAUCAUUCCCAUCAAGAAGCUGAGCAAUGCUAUGACCACCUCCAACCCCUGGGUGUGUGUGUCGGGCGAGCUGGGUGACUCAGGCGUCAUGCAGAUCCCCAAGAACGUGCUGGAGAUGACAUUCGAAUCUGCUUUUAGGCGCCAUCACAUACGUAUCUCCACAGCAUUCAAGUGCCAGAAUCUGGGCAAGCUCACCACCGUCCAGCUAGGCCACGACAAUGCGGGGCUGCUGGCAAAGUGGCUGGUGGACUGUGUGAUGGUGCGCAACGAGAUCACUGGACACACCUACAAGUUCCCCUGUGGCCGCUGGCUGGGAAAGGGCGUGGACGAUGGUAGCCUGGAGAGGGUCCUGAUUGGCGAGUUGCUGGUGCCAGCCGGGGACGAGGAGGGGGGGAAGACGUGCCGAACCCCCCCACAGCAGCGUUCCCCGACCCAGGCCAGGCGCAGCAGCAUUACCUCUAUAACUGGGCGUGGUGGCAAGCCCAACUGCGCUCAGAUCCAGGAGGCGAUUGGCGAGGCGGUGAACAACAUCGUCAAACACUUUCACAAGCCCGAGAAAGAGAGAGGCAGCCUGACCCUCCUUUUGUGCGGUGAAAAUGGCUUGGUCUCUUCCCUGGAGCAGUUCUUCCACCAUGGCUUCAAGACUGCCCGCCUCUUCCAGAAGAACGUUUUUGUUUGGGACUUUGUGGAAAAGGCCACGGCCUACCUGGAAAGUGCUGACCAGGUGGGGGACCUACAGGAAACACCAAAGCCCGUGGGCCUCAGCUGCGAGACCUUCUGCCGGUAUGUCAACGGCAUCAACGGCACGUCCCGGAGCAUCGGCAAGGACGGCAAGUUCCAGCUGCUGGUCUGCCUUGGAGCCAGAGACCGCUUGUUACCCCAGUGGCUCCCCCUGCUGGUGGAGUGCCCCCUAAUCACGCGCAUGUAUGAGGAGAAUGCCCUGCUGCGAGACCGAACCACUGUUAACUCGCUCAUCAGCGUCCUUCAGACGCUGCACGACUUCAGCAUCACCCUGGAGUCCUCCCUCACCAAGGGCGUCCAACUGUAGCCAGCCAAGAGAUCAGGCUACAGUGAUUUGUACACAAACUUCUGCAGAUGCUCAAACAUCUACCCCUAUACACAAUACUUACGUACAUACACCUGCAGACUAACGCCCUGCAGCAGGAACAGGAAGAGACGAAGACGUCCGAAAUGUGGAUUUACUGUAAGAAACAAGAUGCCAUUGUGUUAGGGCAGCCUUUGUGUGUGUGUUGUCCAAGUAUGGACACAUAAUUGCCUAACUUGCUAUUUAACGGAUUUUGAAAAUUAGUAGCAAACUUAAACCAAUGAUAUUUUCUUAGUGCUAGUUUUUUUUGUGUAAAUAUCUUUUUUGUGAUGCUGGUUCUGAAGAGUUUACUGCACCUCUCAGUGGUCUGUGCAUUAGCUUCUAGCCUAGCCCAUCUGGCUGAAUUUGAAUCCUACCCUAGGCGUUUUCCACGUGAUACUGCAGAAAGACGAGGUGUGGUAGCGAAAGCUGGCUUUCGUGGUAUGUGGGGGGGUGGGUGGUGGGAGGAGCUUCUCAGGAGCAGUGGUUUUCUGCAGACCCCGUGAUUUAAGUGUAUGGCGCCUGGACGUCUUCACAUAGACUGCAUGUUGCUCUGCAGCCCAGCGCUGCACCGUUUAUGCCCCUAAGUGCUGUGGCGAUUGGCCGCUGGCUUUGCACACGCCCACUCUACAGAACUGGAGAUCUGAGAGGCCCUUCUUCUGUCAUGCUCGAGUGGCAGAGCUUUCAGCAAACGGGACAUUCCAGUGUAUGGAAGGGGACAAACUGACCCCAUGGGCUUCUCCUACCCUCGGAUGCCUGCCGAAGGCAUGCUUGCACCUGCAUUUUUGUUUCUUUACUGGGAACUCUGAGCACUUCUGUGGUUCCAGUAUCACGCACAUCGACUGAAAUCUACAAACCCAUACUCUGAUUUUUGUCUGGUCAUCGUCUAAGAAUGGUGUGUAUUGUUAAGUGUCUCUCCAAAAUUCUCUCUCCCGCACCCAAACAAAAGGAUGAAUCAAAAUACUACUAUAUAUAUAUAUUUUUGCCAAGAAUUUCAAGUAUAGUCCCAUAGUCUCAGGGCUGGUUUGCCUCCUAAUUUUUCAGAAACAAAACAAUAGUACAAGGAACUGGUAAGUGUAAACUGGCAUUUGCAUGAAUAGCAAUAACCUUAAUUAACGGUCUCGUUUUUUUCCUGCACAAAGCAGCAACCCACUGAAGGUCCAUUCAGACCCAUCACAGAAUUAACUUGUUUGGGGAUAGUUCAUAUUUUUUAAAAUUUAAACAUAUUUUUUUAUUCCAUCUGUGGAUCCUAAUGUCUGAUACUGGUACUGAUAACAUACACCAUUUUCCACAUGUAUCUACAGUUAAAACCAAGUUUUAAAGUCUGGUUGUAUAGGAAUACAUGUCAAAUAUUUGCACAAACAGCCCCCAAGCCUACUGUUAAAAUGUAGUAUGCUGCACAAGGACAUAAUUGUGUUUUAAUUAUACCCUCCUUAAUUCAUUAGACAGUUAAAUUACUCGUGCAUGUGGUUCUGUAGUAUCUGCACACCUUCUCCCAUUUUUGAACAGGCAGAAGUGAACCAGGAAAAAAUCCUAGUGUAAAAUUUAGUGUUGGCGAUUUUCUGGUGUUACUUUAAGGAUGCAAUAGAUAAUCGCCUUUAAAGGUGCCUCAGACUAUUUAUUAAGGUAAUGCAUUCAUUUUCCAACGACCAAACAUUAUUUGCUUUAUUAAAUGACUUGGUGUACACUUGGCAGUGGCUGGGAGAUGUGAAUUACACGGGCAACACACGAGUUUUCUCCUGUUAUACCUAUAAUACCAUUUUGGACAAUUUGUCCAAAUUUAGUUUUUCCCUUUGAGAAGAAUAUGGAUACGUGGGUGGUGGUUGGAUUUUUUUCCUGACUGCAACGAAAUGUUAAAGUCCCGUAAGUCCAAUACACUGGUAUAAUUUUAAAUGGGACUUAAAGUUCGUUAAAGUUCAAGAGUAUUCUUUUCCUCCUUGCAUUUUUGUUCUGUACAAUUUACAUACCGUCACAAGGAACCUCUGAGAAAGACACCUUUUGAAAUUGCACUGUACAUUUUGAAACCAAUGUCCUUGGCCUUGUACAUCUGUCAUUGUUUUGUCCUAUUAAUGUUAAUGUGAAUGAUCUGGGUAGGUUACAAAGGAUUCCUGAGUCUAAGUGCAUAUGAUCUUUACAUAUCACUGUUGUGUUAUAUUCUUUAUGGAAUCUUUCAUUAAAGAUGCUCUUUACAUCCAUUUAAA